CGUGACUAAACGACGUCCAAACGAAAUGCGAAAUAUCAACAACAAACGGCACGAGGUAAAGCUGCGAUAAACACAAAAUGUCGUUAACACCUUUAUACAAGUGUACGUUUUAAAACCGGCUUAUUUAAUUAUUAUAUUACGAUAAACUGCCUUCAAACAAAACGUUAGCAUAAAAAGCGGCUGUGUUUCUUACGACCACAAUUUGGGGGAAAUUCUGUUGAAUAUAAAAGAAAAACUAUCCUAACCGUGAAAAGUGGAGCUUAUUUUCUGCGCUGUCUGGUUUCUUUCAGUAGGUGAGCUUAAGUAGUAACUGCGCUCCCGGGUAGAGGAGAAAUGGCCAGCAGCAGCUCUGUGGAUAUGGAUCCAGAUGUUGCUCUUAGGCUGUUUGAGGAGGGAGCUACCCUGGUGCUGCUGGGGGUCCCUCAGGGUACAGAGCUGGGGAUUGAUUGCAAGACUUGGCAGGUUGGUCCCCGCUUCAGAGGUGUGAAGAUGAUCCCCCCAGGCCUGCACUUCCUCAACUACUGCUCUGUUAACUCACCGAGUUGUGGAGGAGAGAUCGGCCCAAAGACAGGCCUCUUCCUCACUCUUAAACCUAGAGAGAUCCUGUUGGCUAACUGGGAUCCUAAAGAGGAAGAUCUGGACUUCUCAGCCUCCCAGAAGGAAGAGGAGGUCAGCCGAAUCAGGGAGAAUCUGAAAGAUCUGGACCCUUACCUUGGGCCCUAUCCCUAUGAGGUGAUAAGGAAGUGGGUGUCCCUCACUGACCGUCUGAACGAGGAGGUGGCAAAUAACUUGCAACCCCUCUCAGGACGAAUAUGUGCCUUCAGUGAUGUCAUUCCUGAGAUUCAGUUAAGACACACCAAGGACAGGGCAGAGCAGCCGAGGAAUGACACAGCCUGCCAGAGCAUGAGAGAGGGGCUUGACAGGCUCCCCAGGAUGAAGCAAAGGGAGGGGACGGAGUUGCGCUUCUCUUUUAUCCCAGAGAAGACUUAUCCUCCUGGGGCUACACCAGCUGAGAUAACCCAGUGCAGCCUGGACCUCAGCUACGCUCUGGAGACUGUGCUGGAGAAGAACCACAGGCUGCAGCCUCUCAACCUACUAGGUGAGCUGCAGUUUGCUUUUGUGUGUUUCCUGAUUGGAAACGUUUAUGAGGGCUUUGAACACUGGAAGAGACUUCUGGCUCUGCUGUGUCGAUCUGAGGAGGCCAUCAGAAAGCGCAAGGAACUCUACCUGGGGCUCAUUGCUGUGCUCUACCACCAGCUCGGAGAAAUCCCUCCUGACUUCUUUGUGGACAUUGUGUCUCAGGACAACUUCCUCACGUCCACACUGCAGGACUUUUUCCAGUUUGCCAUGGGACCUGGAGUAGACAGCACACUCCGUAAGAGAGCAGAGAAGUUCAAAGCACACCUGACCAAGAAGUUUCGCUGGGAUUUUGAUGCAGACUUGGACGACUGUGCGCCUGUGGUGGUGGAAUUGCCUGAAGGUGCAACAGUGGACUGAAACUGCUCUACUAAGGACUUGCAUACAUGAACCAUAAGCAGGGAACAGGGCUAAAUGAGAUCAGCGAAGAACACCAGAUCCAAAUGUUCUCAGAAGGCUCAAGGAAACAAGAACAUCUGGCCAGACCAGUGCCACUCCAGUUCUCCACUCUUAGUUUCAGUACACUAACAGCUUAGUAUAGCAGCAUGUUUUGACAGUAUGUAUCCUCAACACAUACUGUGUGGGCUGUACAGUGUCUACAGUGUCUUCUUGUACAUUCAAACAAUUUGUGCACCGUUUAAAGAAAGCAACCAUUAGUGUUACAGUCAUGGCAGAGCUGCAGUAUACUAAAUGGCAGUGGCACCAUCUGCUGGCAGAUUUCUGUAAGCUCAGCAAACAGUUUGUCUUUGGUUCUUAUACAGUCACAUUGCAUCACAUUUAUUUCUUAAAAUCAGUCAUUCCCCUACAAUUUUUUUUACUUCAAUUUAGUCAGGCAUCAGUGAUGGAGAACUCGAUGGUUCACCAGAUCUGUCUCAUAAUAAUUUUAUUGAUGAAGGAACUCAUCAAUCAUAUUAUUACAUUAUAAACAUAUCACCUAACUUUAUGAGAAUUUUAGAUAUACUGGAUUUUGCUACAAGAGAGCAAACGUAUAGUAUUGUGUGACAACAGUCACUCUGCCUCAUAUAUUAAAAUGAGUAAUGCUUAAUGUUGAUAAAUCCUUUUUGUUUUCACACUGUAAAAUGUCAAAGUUUUGGUUUAAUGUUAAAUUGGUCAAACAUAAAGACCGC
Scomber scombrus (Atlantic mackerel) is the source of this 2264-nucleotide messenger RNA. RefSeq names its product AAR2 splicing factor (gene aar2). NCBI's taxonomy places the organism in Eukaryota, Metazoa, Chordata, Actinopteri, Scombriformes, Scombridae. The record is from RefSeq and is a predicted model, not a curated record. The transcript has 3 exons. Gene Ontology annotation, biological process: spliceosomal tri-snRNP complex assembly. The coding region runs from base 334 to 1497 and encodes 387 amino acids.